This is a messenger RNA of Benincasa hispida (wax gourd), 1828 nucleotides long. It is a transcript of the gene ATSRL1, whose product is annotated as PRP38 family protein. The record is from RefSeq and is a predicted model, not a curated record. Lineage: Eukaryota; Viridiplantae; Streptophyta; Magnoliopsida; Cucurbitales; Cucurbitaceae.
AAACCCAAAUCAUCUCCACUGAGCGCCACCGGUUGGGACCGGCAUUAUAAAAGCCCUAACGAGCGCGUUGGCAGGAUCCUCUCUCUCGUGCUGCGAGAUUUCCUCUCUUUGUUGUCUUCCCCUUUUCCGUUCGACUUCAGAUAAUUUUAACUUCAGGUAGAUGUCUAGUUGAUGACACAUAAAUGGAGAUAAAGACUUGCGGGAAGCCAAUUGAUUCUUUGCUGGAGAAGGUUCUAUGUAUGAAUAUUCUGUCUUCUGAUUACUUUAAGGAGCUUUAUCGUUUGAAGACAUACCAUGAAGUGGUUGAUGAGAUUUAUAACCAAGUUGAUCACGUGGAGCCAUGGAUGACUGGUAACUGCCGUGGUCCUUCAACAGCAUUCUGCCUUCUGUACAAGUUUUUCACCAUGAAACUUACUGUUAAGCAAAUGCAUGGGCUUUUAAAGCACGAAGAUUCUCCUUACAUCAGAGCGAUUGGAUUUCUAUACUUGAGAUAUGUUGCAGAUCCAAAGACUCUCUGGACUUGGUUUGAACCGUAUGUUAAAGAUGAAGAGGAGUUUUCACCAGGAUCCCAUGGACGAAUGACUACAAUGGGUGUUUAUGUGCGUGAUUUGCUCCUUGGACAGUAUUACUUCGAUACUCUUUUCCCUCGUAUUCCAGUUCCUGUCUUGCGGCAAGUUGUGGCUAAUCUCGAAAAGUUGAAGCUUCCUAGCAAACAUUCAGGUGUGACUGGGGAAACUCAUCGAAUAGGGUCUGAAGACACUGCACGGCGACCCCCUUCUGUUAAAGCUUCACUUUCUGUUUCCUUUGGACAACGAGCCCCACAUCGUGCCUCAACUAGGGACUCAUCUCCUGUUCGUCGUACGCUGCCACCAUCAGCUAAUGAUAGAGAUAACAGUGAUGAUCUACGAAGAUCUCCAAGCAGUCGUCGUAGUCAAAGUCGUGAACAUCCAGAUAGUAGGGAGAGGAGCAGGGAUAGAGAUUAUGACAGGGAGAGGAGCAGGGAUAGAGAUUACGACAGGGAGAGGAGCAGGGAUAGAGAUCACGACAGGGACAGGGACAGAGGAAGAGAUAGGGACCGAGAUCGAGAAUAUGAUCGGGACAGAGAGAAGUAUAGAGACCGGGAGAGGGACCGAGAUAGAGAGAGAGAGAGAGCUAGGGAUAGGGAAAGGGACAGAGAGCGGGACAGAGAACGAAGUUAUGAUUAUGAUCGAAGGACUCAUUAUAACGAUAGAGAGAGUAGAAGGGACUUUGAAAGGAGUAGUCGUGAUGGUGGCUCUAGGCAUUAUCGAAGGAGUCGUAGCCGAAGUAGGAGCCGGAGCAGAAGUCGAAGUCUACAAACGGGGAAUGCCCAUCACGAGCGAGAGCCGAGCCCUGCAAGGGGUGGAACUACAGAGAAGACGUCUAGCAUAUCGAGCAAUCUGGCAAAACUAAAAGAUAUCUAUGGUGACGUGAGCGAGCAGAAAGGGGAUUCGAGCAAAGAAAGAGUUAAUAGAAGGGAUAGUAGUGGUGAAGAAGUGAUUAGACUGGGUGGUUACUGGAAAUAGUGAAUGGUGAUGCUCUAUCUAAUACAAGAACUCCAUUGUAUUCAAUACACCAUGUUAUCUUCACUUAGAAAACAGAAUUUAGUCUCUAUUGGAAAAGGGAAGAAAAAUCAAUGUAUUUGCCACUUGGAAUUUUAUAGUAUUCAUCAUCUCUCCCAAUCAAUCUAUUUUAUCAGUUGAAUGCCUUGAAGACUUCAGGCAAAAUGUAAUACAUGCAACCAUGGUGGCUGUGUAUGAGAUUAAAAUUUGACUUCAUUACUGUUCUUCUAUGUUGGGUGGACAAGAAA